Molecule: messenger RNA, 477 nt
Organism: Tetrapisispora phaffii CBS 4417
Lineage: Eukaryota; Fungi; Ascomycota; Saccharomycetes; Saccharomycetales; Saccharomycetaceae
Exons: 1
Coding region: 1-477 (158 amino acids)
Source: RefSeq, a predicted model, not a curated record
AUGGCACAGUCCAGACGGUGCCGUGCAGUUACGGCGCCUCAUCUUCAGCUCGCAACUGCUGUGUUUGAAAAAAUUUCCUGCUGUUUAUGUGUUGUUUGUGUUUUACCGCGGAAAUCUCCGUACAGAACUCCAAACCAUCACGCGACGAAAACAACAAAACAACAGUGGUUGCUGUGUCUGUUUGUGAAACAGUUUCCGCCAGCACGGUUUGUUCUUACUGUAUCAGGCCUGUGUUUCUAUUUAUGGUCUUUGUUCUCGACCAAAAAAGUGAGCCAGAACUCUUUCUAUCGCUGUUGUCUACUGGGCCCCCCGCGUCCAGAACCUGCUCUCUUCUUCGGACGCUUCCGCCGACGAAAACAGCAAACGUCAACAAGCUGCGCUCCCUUUUGGACCGUGGGUUCUCUCAAAACAGGUAAAACUAUCCUGAUUAAGAAGCCUACAACAAAGAAACAAACUAAGUCAUGCCUGUGUCUAUAG